AUGGAAGGCACGCAUACUAUCCUUCAAUUGCACAAACCAAUUAUGGAACUUUGUUACAUCAGCUUCUAUCUUCCAGAGGGAAAAGUCAGAGGAUUUACUUACAAGGGCUGUGUAACUCUGGAUAGAACCAGUAAACGUUUCUGUAGCUGCUAUAAAGUAAGGGAAAGGUUAGAGAUGGAGCUGAGAGAACGGCCGUAUGAAAACUCUGGAGAUAUUAUUUUCGUGCAAACUACCACUAAAGACAUUCUCAUUGAACUGUACAAACUAACUGCUGAAAAGGAAAAAUUGUUAUCCAGUCUUUUGAGAUCACAUCAUAUUCUGGGCCUUAACACAGGACAUCAGGAGGGAAAGCAACAGGAUGUUUCUGGACUCCUGAAACUUAAAGGAGAUGAUUACUGCAGUUCUAUACAUCAGCAGGAGUUCUUUCUGGAUUCCACGAAUAGAGGCAAUUUGAAUCACAAAAAGAUGAGGAAAUACAGAAGGAAAGAGAGCUUUGAGGAGUUCAGACACCGGAAAGGGGGAAAAAAAGUAUAUGAACAACAUCUUUCUUCACUGAGUGCGCAAGACAUGAAACUGGAAAAUAAGAAGAUGCUCCCCACAAGAUUUCCUAGCAGGAUUUUUCCCAGUUCCUUUUCUGCCUCCAGUUGGCUAAGAGUAAAAGGUAAGGAUGAUUUACUGGUAGACAAAAGUAUACGACCAGAAAGGUGGAUAGAAGAGGGGUAUUUUCUUGAGAGCAACAAAGCUGUGAAACUGGAUGCUGACUUACCAAGUUCUAGCUCAAAAGAAAACAAUGACAUGGUCACAGCUGAACUAGUGGAUAAUGGAGAAUGCAUUCCUGAAGUUACGAAGGUACAACAGAGUAUCACUUUGCUAAAGUCAUCUCAGGACAGUCGAUCUAACAAACUUGAGACAUUAAGUAAAUCUGCAGCUGCUAAAAGCUUGAAAAGUAGCAAGUAUACUGAGCCAGUAUGCAAGGAGAAACCAGGAAUCACAGUUGUUGCUGAAGUACAGGAUUCAGAAGCUUGUAUUAAAAAAGUUGCCAAGCCCCCUGCAGAGUCUUUACCUGAUUUUCACAGAGAUAAAGAAACCAUUUCUCCUGUUCUCACAACAGUACAUAAUGAGUUUAUAUCAAGAACUGGUGUAUACUCCAUAGAUGAAGCUGCUGGAGACUCUAAAAACACUGUGCUGCAGGAAAAGGAGCAAGACGGCUCUGGUUUGCAGUACAAAGCAGAGAGAGUGCACAUUACCGAUGAGUCAUGCAACCUUGUGGGAGCAGUCAAUAAAGCUCUUCUGAAAGUUAUACGGAGCGACAGUUUAGAUGAAGCUGCAGAAUGGAAGAGACUGCAACAAAUUACAAGAGUAGACAGAAACCUGCCAGGCUCAAUAUAUGAGAAAAGAACCACGGCAUCCCGGGGAAGCAGCAAGCAUUUAUUUUUGAACCUGCCUGUAAAUGAAAAUCCUGAUAUUUCUCAGACAAGUAAUAAUCUUAAACUGGAAGAGAAAAGGCUGAAUUCACCCUCGUUAGUAGCAGUGAGUAAUGUUUUUAGUAAUUCAUAUCCGCUAUCUAAUACAAACAAACAAAUGUCACCUAUUCCUUCUCCGUUAUCUUCGAGACUGCCUAGCCCGCAGCUGCAUCACCGGAUUCUCCCAUUACCAACACAGAACACCGAGGACGAAUCUAUGUUCACUGACUAUGGCAGUGGGAGGCAUGGUGCUAUAAACUUCUCUUUCAGUGAUUUGGAGCCACAGUUUUAUCUGAAGUUUUCUGAACCUGGAGAACUGGGAUUUGCCACCAGACAAACAGGCCUACAUCAGAAUGCAACUACAGGGCAUUUUGAAAAGCGCGCUGUACAAGAAAAAUUAACUACUCAGACACAGCAGAAUUUCUGUCCAGGGCGCUCACCCGAGUUCGCUCUGGCUGGCUGGGAACUGGGGACUCUGCACAGGCUCCGGGUGCUGGCACUGGAAGCUUCAGAUUCGUUACUUCAGGUUUCCAUUUGA
Molecule: messenger RNA, 2001 nt
Organism: Nipponia nippon (crested ibis)
Lineage: Eukaryota; Metazoa; Chordata; Aves; Pelecaniformes; Threskiornithidae
Source: RefSeq, a predicted model, not a curated record